Molecule: messenger RNA, 543 nt
Organism: Fulvia fulva
Lineage: Eukaryota; Fungi; Ascomycota; Dothideomycetes; Mycosphaerellales; Mycosphaerellaceae
Product: Putative RNA polymerase II transcriptional coactivator
Exons: 3
Coding region: 1-543 (180 amino acids)
Biological process (GO): positive regulation of transcription initiation by RNA polymerase II
Molecular function (GO): DNA binding; transcription coactivator activity
Source: RefSeq, a predicted model, not a curated record
AUGCCGCCCAAGAAGUCUCGCAAGCGCGCCGCCGAAGAGGACUACGAGAGCGACGGAGGUUUCAUCGAGGACGCGCCAAAGAGCAAGAAGAGCAAGGCCACAUCGCAGGUUGUGAACCUCGAAAAGCAGCAAGACGAUGACGGCAACGACUACUGGCAGAUCUCAGGCAAGCGCCGUCUUGUGGUCAGCGAAUUCAAAGGCAACACGAUGAUCAAUAUCCGCGAAUACUACGAGAAGGACGGCAAGGCACUUCCAGGCAAGCAAGGAGUCUCGCUCAACAUCCACCAAUACAAAGCCUUCGUUGAGCUCCUACCUCAAAUCGAAUCGUCUCUAGGUGCGAAGGGCAUCGAGGUCCCUCGUCCUCAGUAUGGCGGGGACUCGAGUGCCAAAUCUGUCGAAGUGGAGGACGACGACGCGGCGAAAGUGAACGUCAAUGAUGAGGAAGAGGCUGAGGAAGAGCCGGUGAAGCCAUCCAAGAGUAAGCUUGACAAGUUCAAGCUGAAGCCGAAUCACGAAGCCACGAGUGACGAGGAUGAUGGUUAA